This is a messenger RNA of Corapipo altera (White-ruffed manakin), 1142 nucleotides long. RefSeq names its product oligosaccharyltransferase complex non-catalytic subunit (gene OSTC). The record is from RefSeq and is a predicted model, not a curated record. NCBI's taxonomy places the organism in Eukaryota, Metazoa, Chordata, Aves, Passeriformes, Pipridae. Gene Ontology annotation, cellular component: oligosaccharyltransferase complex. The coding region runs from base 42 to 491 and encodes 149 amino acids. The transcript has 4 exons.
GAGCAGCGGCGCUGCGGCUGCCCCUGGACCGCACCGCCGCCAUGGAGACGCUGUACCGCCUGCCCUUCGCCGUGCUCGAGUGCCCCAACAUCAAGCUGAAGCGGCCGAGCUGGGUGCACAUGCCUUCGGCCAUGACCGUGUACGCGCUGGUGGUCGUGUCCUACUUCCUCAUCACCGGAGGAAUUAUCUAUGACGUGAUUGUGGAGCCUCCCAGUGUGGGGUCGAUGACAGACGAGCACGGACAUCAGAGGCCGGUGGCCUUCCUGGCAUACAGAGUAAAUGGACAGUAUAUUAUGGAAGGCCUCGCAUCCAGCUUCCUCUUCACAAUGGGUGGACUAGGAUUCAUAAUUCUGGAUCGAUCCAAUGCACCAAAUAUCCCCAAGUUGAAUAGGUUUCUUUUGCUCUUUAUUGGAUUUGUCAGUGUGCUUUUGAGCUUCUUCAUGGCCAGAGUUUUCAUGAGGAUGAAAUUGCCGGGCUACUUGAUGGGUUAGUACCUCUUGUGGUGUACGAAAGCUCAAGCUGAAUUUGCUUCACUUCAUGAAACGUUUAAGAAGAAACAGGAAGAAACAAGUUCCAUAGUCACCAUCAACAACAGCAAAGAGACCUGGCUGUGAGAAACAACUAGGGAAAGAGUGCUUCCUCUGCAAACAAACUCUCACUACCAAUGGCUGAUUUUUAGUACUCCAGCAAUGUUUUAUCAUUUCUGAUGUAGAGCUUUUGAAAAAGAGAAGUUAUCUAGCUGAGUAUUUCUUUUAUAUCCCAGCUCAGUAUGAAGCUACCUUUAGCUCUACCUAAAAUGAAUAUUUGCCAUUGACUCCAUUGACUUGACAGUUCUUUGUUGCAGGUCUGUCUCCUCUUCCCUGUGUGGGACACUUACAUGUGUGAAUCAGAGAAGAAACACCUGAAACAAUAUUUCGAAGUUAUAAUCAGAAAAUUAGUAACUUUGGAUGUUUUACAGCUGAAAUACCAUGUGUCUGAAAUGAUUUCAAAGGCACCUUUUGCCUUGGUAUUAGUGGCUCUAUGUGAGCAAAUCCAGAUAUGCACUGGGAAAGGCAAACGGUAUGAAUGUGCAUUUUUUUUUUUAAGAAAAAGUGUACAAAAGGAGCCAAAUAAAACUUAUUUUCUACAAAAUUAUUUUAAUU